Messenger RNA from Emys orbicularis (European pond turtle), 3837 nucleotides. It is a transcript of the gene SYNPO2, whose product is annotated as synaptopodin 2. Gene Ontology annotation, cellular component: actin cytoskeleton; nucleus; Z disc. Gene Ontology annotation, molecular function: actin binding. Gene Ontology annotation, biological process: positive regulation of actin filament bundle assembly. The coding region runs from base 1 to 3837 and encodes 1278 amino acids. Lineage: Eukaryota; Metazoa; Chordata; Testudines; Emydidae. The record is from RefSeq and is a predicted model, not a curated record. The transcript has 5 exons.
AUGGGCACAGGGGAUUAUAUCUGCAUUUCCAUGAGUGGAGGGGCACCUUGGGGCUUUAGACUGCAAGGUGGCAAGGAGCAAAAGCAGCCUUUGCAAAUCGCUAAGGUUCGCAGCAAGAGCAAAGCAUCCAAGGCUGGGCUGUGUGAGGGGGAUGAGGUGGUGUCUAUCAAUGGCAAGUCCUGUGCAGACUUAACCUAUUCUGAAGUUAUCACUCUUAUGGAAGGUCUGACUGAUGCCCUCCAGCUGCUUAUCAAGAGAUCAUCCAAUGGACUACAUGAAAGCUUGAGUCCGGAAACAGAAACCAGAAACCAUGAUAAAAUAAAAAAUGAGGAGUAUAGGGAGAGUACCACACUGCAAAUCAGAACAGCCACGGAAAUGCCCCAGAGGGAAUUCUACAUCACAGAGAUACACAAUGAAGCUCCCCAUGGAGCAGAGGAAAGUGACUUAAACUUUUCUGGGACAAAACAAGAAAAGGAGACAAUACAAUGCCACAAAAUUAUUCCUAGAGUGAUAGAAACCUCUAGAGUACUCUUGACAGAUGAGGCUGCUUUCAAAGAGAAGACAAAAGAAAGAAGGCCAGACACUGUGGUUGAGCUGCAGUUGUCCCUCUCACAUGACAGACACAAGGGCACCAGUGUUCCUGCUGUUAGUCUCCUGGGAGCUGAAAAAUGUACCCCUUCAGAAGCUGGACCCAGUGUGCAAGAAGAUGGGACUAGCCCGAUAACUGCAGUCCCCCUGGGUGAAAAAGAGGCCACUGUCCAGUGGUCAAGCAAAACAUUCCAGAUUGCUAGUGGCAAAGAGGUCAAGGUGAUCCAAGGAGCAGAGGCAGGCAAUCCAUCUCUCCCCAUAGUGGAAGUGAUCCUAGAUUGCUCUGACAGGGAGAAGGAAGUGUCCAGGUCUCUAGCUGAAAAGGGGUGUGUUGAUUCUCAAGUGGAAGGAGGGCAGUCAGAAGCACCUCCUUCUGUAGUCUCCUUUGGAAUCUCAUCAGAAGGCACAGAGCAGGGAGAAGACGACCAGCACUCAGAAAGAGAUCACAGCAGACCUCACAAGCACAGGGCAAGGCACGCAAGGCUCCGGCGGAGCGAGAGUCUGUCAGAGAAGCAGGUGAAAGAAGCCAAAUCUAAAUGUAAAAGCAUUGCCCUGCUGCUGACGGCAGCUCCCAAUCCCAAUUCCAAGGGGGUGUUGAUGUUCAAGAAGCGUCGCCAAAGAGCGAGGAAAUACACUUUAGUCAGCUACGGCACCGGGGAACUAGAACGUGAAGAAGACGAGGGUGAAGAAGGGGAAGGUGAAGAAGGUGACAAAGAAAACACUUUUGAGGUAACUUUAUUUGGAACAAGUGAGUCAGAAAUAGAUGAAGAUUUCUUCUCUGACAUUGACCACGAAGGCCAGAUUGUAACAUUUGAUUGGGACACUGGUCUGCUUGAGAUUGAAAAGAAACUAAAAGGUGGAGACGAGAUGCAGAUGCUGCCAGAGAGCAAGGGCAAGGGGGCCCUCAUGUUUGCCAAGAGACGGCAGAGAAUGGAUGAGAUCACAGCUGAGCAAGAAGAGGUGAAGUCACACGGAAUGCAUGCAGAGGAACAAAGAGAAGCCAACCCAAAAGAGAGCUUCAGACAAGUGAGCUCCUCGUCCUAUCAGGCAAAAGAGGAAGAAACGUCAAAAAUGCAGAGCUGUGUGAGCAAAAGCUACAUAGAAGUGAGCCACAGUCAUGGCAAAAUGGUACAACAAAAUGGCAUUGGGGGAGCAUCAGAGACAAACAUCUCCUUUCAGUCUUCUGAUGCCCAUAAAUCAACACCUUUAAACAGAACAGCUAAACCUUUUCCUGGUAUACCGAAUCGAGCAGCAGCACCAUUUUCACCAACGAGAAAUGUGACUAGCCCUCUCUCAGAUUUACCAGCACCACCUUUCUAUUCCUCAAUUAGCCCACCGCCUCAAGCCUCAUAUAGAGCAGUAUCGAGUCCAGUGGCCAGCAGAGCUCAGCCAGCUAUUUGGUCACCAACAGAGCAGAUAGCAUCCAGAGAUGAAAGAAUUGCAGUGCCGGCCAAAAGAACUGGGAUACUACAAGAAGCAAAGAAAAGAAGCACUGCAAAGCCUAUGUUUACUUUCAAAGAACCUCCAAAAGUGAGUCCUAACCCUGCCCUAUUGUCCCUUGUACAGAAUACAGAAGGCAAACGAGGUACUGGAACUGGCUUUGAAUCAGGACCUGAAGAAGACUACCUUAGUUUGGGAGCAGAGGCUUGUAAUUUCAUGCAGAUCCAAGCAUCAAAACAAAAGACCCCUCCUCCUGUUGCUCCAAAGCCCUCAGUCAAAGUCUCUCCUACUGCUGCCACUCCCAUUUCACCAGUCUGGUCACCUCCAGCUAUGGCUUCUACCCAGCCUCCGGCCUUCCCAACUCCAAACUCACCCCAAGCUGCAGUUCCUGCACCAAUCAAAGUAAGACAGCCUGCUCCUCAUCUCUUACCUCCAAGUACUCUUAACAUAGCUGGUCCUUUUAAAGGGCCUCAAGCAGCAGUAUCAAAUCAAAAUUAUACACCCAAAACAACACCUACCACACCAAUAGGAAAUGUUGCAUUUGCUGGAGGAAUAGGGCCAGCCUUUGAGAUGCCACCAGCUUUUAGUGGAAAAGGAGCACAGUUAUUUGCCAAAAGGCAAUCUCGAAUGGAGAAGUAUGUGGUAGACUCAGAAACUGUGCAGGCACACAUGGCACGGGCCUCAUCUCCAACUCCAUCUUUACCAGCUUCUUGGAAGUAUUCAUCUAAUGUUCGAGCACCUCCACCCGUUGCUUACAAUCCCAUCCAGUCCCCCUCUUAUCCUCUUGCUGCUACUAAACCCCAAUCUAAAUCACCUGCAGUUACCAAAAGUACCAAAAGAAAACCUAAGAAAGUUCUCAGUGCUUUGGAUGUUAUGAAGCAUCAGCCAUAUCAACUUAAUGCAUCUUUAUUUACUUUUCAACCUCCUUCUGCUACUAAGGAAAGCCUAGCUACUAAGCAGUCUACAAAGUUCGACUCAGUGUCUGCCUCAAAACAUGCUCUGCCUUCAAGACCACUCAGUGCUGGUUCUUCUGCUAAUGUCCAAGCAUCUUCAGUGUACUCCGUACCAGCCUACAGUUCACAACCGUGGUUCCAGUCGAAUGCAUCCACUCCAAUAAAUGAGUCCUACGAGCCUAGUGGUUACCCCUCAUUUUCUAAGCAAGAAUCAAUCACAUCCUCUUUGUUUACUGCUCCAAGGCCAAAGUUUUCAGCAAAGAAAGUUGGAGUCACAGCCCAGGAAAGAGGCAGCGGCUGCUCAUUAUCACUUCCUGUGAGGCCUUCUUCACUCACCUAUCGAGCCAUAUCCCCUGCUUCACCUCUGAUGUCCCAACCUGGCCCUGGUUACUUCAGCAAACCAGCAGCAGCAGCCAACAAGCCUGGCAAGAGAUUGACUCCCUGGGAAGCAGCAGCCAAGUCCCCUCUUGGCCUAGUGGAUGAUGCUUUUGGCCCCCAAAACAUUCAAGAAUCCGUUGUUGCUAAUGUAGUAUCAGCUGCUCGCAGAAAAACACUCCCUGAGCCACCGGAUGAUUGGAAACAAAGGGUUUCCUGUGUGCCUCCAUCGCCAGGUGUUCAUGCUAGCCCUGCAUCAUUUGGAAGGAGGCAGUCUGGUAUCACAUCCCCACCAAAGAGCAGCAUGUCAGCCCCCAGCUCCACUUUUCAGUGUGGCUCUCGGCUUCAAUAUGCAUAUUAUGGUCAGCGAUCCCGAACAGAUCCUGACAUGAUGUCCAUGGAUUCCAGAUCCGACUACUGCCUGUCAAUGGCCAACUCAAACUACAACCCACAUCCAAGGGGAUGGAGGCGUCAAACAUGA